GGUCCCCACCUAUGAGUUCUGUCCCAGUCGGACGCGCGUCACAACCUCUGUCUCCAAAUUUUUCCAACACAUGUGCUCCCUUUUCUAGGAAGCCGGAGUCCACUCAGCGCACGGAUCCCCACGUUCUGGUUUCCUCUGCGUGGUCUCAGUUGGUGCAAACAGAUUGUAAGCCUUGGUGACCACUUUUUUUUUUCUUUUUCCUUUUCAUGAAAGCAGAGCUUCGGUGUGUCCCCAGUGCCUCCGAAGUCCCUUUUUCCAGCCGCACCCAUGCUUCUGGCGCGAAUGAACCCGCAGGUGCAGCCGGAGCUCGGCGGGCCGGACCCGCUGCCUGAGCAGCCCCUAGGGCCCUGCAAAACCGCGGAUCUGCUGGUGGUGAAGGAGCGCAACGGCGUCCAGUGUCUCCUGGCGUCCCAGGACGGUGACGCGCAGCCCCGGGAGACUUGGGGCAAGAAGAUCGACUUCCUGCUGUCUGUGGUCGGCUUUGCAGUGGACCUGGCCAACGUGUGGCGCUUCCCCUAUCUCUGCUACAAAAAUGGUGGUGGUGCCUUCCUGAUCCCAUACACACUGUUCCUCAUCAUCGCUGGGAUGCCACUGUUUUACAUGGAGCUGGCUCUGGGGCAGUACAACAGGGAAGGUGCUGCCACGGUGUGGAAGAUCUGUCCUUUCUUUAAAGGAGUGGGCUACGCUGUGAUCCUCAUUGCCCUCUAUGUUGGCUUUUACUACAACGUCAUCAUUGCCUGGUCGCUCUACUACCUCUUUGCAUCCUUCACCUUGAACCUGCCCUGGACCAACUGUGGCCAUGCCUGGAACAGCCCCAACUGCACUGACCCGAAACUCCUCAAUGCCUCGGUGCUGGGAGACCAUACCAAAUACUCCAAAUACAAGUUCACACCGGCUGCAGAGUUUUAUGAGCGCGGUGUCCUUCACCUGCACGAGAGCAGCGGGAUCCACGACAUCGGCCUGCCCCAGUGGCAGCUGCUGCUCUGCCUGAUGGUCGUCAUCGUUGUCUUGUACUUCAGCCUCUGGAAGGGAGUGAAGACGUCGGGAAAGGUCGUGUGGAUCACAGCCACCCUGCCUUACUUUGUGCUGUUUGUGCUCCUGGUCCAUGGUGUCACACUGCCUGGCGCCUCCAAUGGCAUCAACGCUUACCUGCACAUUGACUUCUACCGCCUCAAAGAGGCCACGGUAUGGAUUGAUGCUGCAACUCAGAUAUUUUUUUCCCUGGGGGCUGGAUUUGGAGUCUUGAUUGCAUUCGCCAGUUACAAUAAAUUUGACAACAACUGUUACAGGGAUGCCCUGCUGACCAGCACCAUCAACUGCGUUACCAGUUUUAUUUCUGGGUUUGCCAUCUUCUCCAUCCUUGGUUACAUGGCCCAUGAACAUAAGGUCAAGAUUGAGGAUGUUGCCACUGAAGGAGCUGGCCUUGUGUUUAUCUUGUAUCCAGAAGCCAUCUCCACUCUGUCAGGAUCCACGUUCUGGGCGGUUUUGUUCUUCUUGAUGCUCCUGGCUCUGGGUCUGGACAGCUCAAUGGGAGGCAUGGAAGCAGUCAUCACAGGACUGGCUGAUGACUUCCAGGUCUUGAAGCGGCACCGGAAACUCUUCACAUUUGGUGUCACCAUAAGUACUUUCCUUCUGGCCAUGUUUUGCAUAACCAAGGGAGGAAUUUAUGUCCUGACUCUGCUGGAUACUUUUGCAGCAGGCACCUCCAUUCUGUUUGCGGUACUUAUGGAAGCUAUCGGAGUGUCCUGGUUUUAUGGUGUUGACAGGUUCAGCAAUGACAUUCAGCAGAUGAUGGGGUUUAAGCCAGGCCUGUACUGGAGACUGUGUUGGAAGUUCGUCAGUCCUGCCUUCCUUCUGUUUGUGGUGGUGGUCAGUAUCAUCAACUUCAAGCCGCUCACCUACGAUGACUACGUCUAUCCUCCCUGGGCCAACUGGGUCGGGUGGGGCAUUGCCCUCUCAUCCAUGAUCCUGGUACCUGCCUAUGUCAUCUACAAGUUCUUCAGCAUUCGGGGCUCCCUUUGGGAGAGAGUGGCCUAUGGCAUCACACCAGAGAACGAGCACCACCUGGUGGCCCAGAGAGACGUGAGACAGUUCCAGUUGCGGCACUGGCUGGCUAUCUGAACCUGGCUCUGAGGAGGAGGAACCCAUCAUCUGGACCAAGGGCAUCCUCUUCACCCCCAUGCGGACACCGCCCUGGGAUUCCCGUCCUGGAAGAACCUUUCCCAUCCCUCUUGUUUUCCCGGUUACUAAUGAUUCUAUGACUCUGGUUUUGUUUGCCUUCUGUUAAUCAGGCAUGGAGGCAGUGAGUGUGGAGAACUAAAGAGUCUCGAGGAAGAGGAUGAGAGGAGGGAAUGGGGCCUGGCUUCUGGAACUCUGGCUAGAGGGCAAUCUCAGUGCACACAUGAGAUCCAUGACUCAGGCAGAGCCUCUUCCUGAAUUUGCUUGUACUUCAGAUCUUAGAAGAAACCUUCAAUUCAUCAAGGCCAAGAGAAGAUUGUCUUUUGGCUAGAUAUCAAAAGCCCAACCGAAGCCUGAUGGGGUCUGUGUGGGAGCCAAGGUUACCCAGCUUUUCAUCUAGUCACCACUUAGGUACCUGAGCCUCUGUGUGGGAGUUAGGGUUUAUUUGCACCUAAAAUGUGACUGGUAAUGUUUUAGGGGUUUUAAGUAAAAAUCCUCUAAUUUAAGUUUUCCGUUUAAUCUGAGAUUGGUUUUUGAAUGUUCUAGAAUAUUACUCUAGCUUCUGGUGUUUGGCUAGUCCCAAACCAUGAUGUUAGUGGAAGAAUGUAGCUGGACUACCAGUGAAGAAGUUCACAAAGUCAGAUACUCCAGAAAGGUGAUAGAGACAGCUAGACACAUCACCCUUGCCAAGACCACACACUGCUCACGUUCUGUCUGACACAUGGAUGGCUCCAGAGACCUUCCUGGGGAUUGAGGCAUAGCAGAGAUCUUUGUUGUGUUGGGUCAAGUGCAUGACUGAGGGCAACGUGAUAGGCUGCCAUAGUUCUUCAUGGUCUACAGGCUUGUCCUAAGCCUCCUCCUGGGAUCCUGGCAGACAGGGAGGGGUCCUGAGUAAUGGGAUAUAUUGACUCUGAAAAUGGUCUGCUUCUUCCUUGACUGGACUUGGCACCUUGGAGGGCAUAAUGGGAUGGAGAUCUACCACAUCAGAGCACAGCCCUUCAUGUCUAGGGGAUGAUAUCCUGACUGGUGACGACAGGUUGGUGGGGUCAGGAAAUUUCUAGGUUCACUUAGUGCCCUCUGGUGGUUAGUUUUGAUUCGUUGAGGGAAAGGAUGGCUUGGUAAAUCGAUGGCAUCUCCUUGGCAUGUAUGUUUAUGGUUUGAGUCUCAUAAGCCCUUAUUUGAAAUGUAGAAUCAUAGUUUGUCAUUGUGAUCGUGGAAUUCCGUGCUGCAGGUUUUUUUUAUUUAUGUGUUGUGAAAAAAAAGCCACUGAACACUUUGGGGUCGUGUAGGAGGCCACAUGGAGAAACUGGUAUGUCCCCAUGGAGGGUGCAAGAGGAGGCCAGGUGAGGAUAGCUGGAUGGGAGAUAUUUUACUCUGAAGAUCCCAAGAUUUCCCUGAAUCAGGGUCCUUGAGUCAUUCUUUAGAGGAAAUCCAGCGACUUUGGUUCUUCUGUAUAAGAAAGCUGGCUCAGCUCAAGGCACCCCCCAGUGGCAAAUGUCUUGCAGUGCUGGGCAAGCAGAACCUCACCCACCUCACUGUCAGAGUCCUGUUAGCAGACAGUCUCAACACCUCUGACGAAUAGCACACUUGUUAUCUUUAAAGAGAGUUUAUCAUUAUUCAAGUAAAACACUUUCCACCCACACUUCCUCCCUUCUACCCCGUAAGAAGAAAGGCUGUGUCCUAUCUUCCAUCUCCCCAUGUCCCUGGUGAGAAGACAGAGUCCCUCUUGCUCAAGGUCUCAGCUCCUGAGGGACCAGGGUGGACCCUCUCUCUAUUCCCAUCCUGUCUUCACCCUCCAGAGCACCGGGCAACUCCCUGUUCACCCCACCCAGGGUUGUCACCAAAUGCAGAGGGCACAGAGUCCCACUUAAGAGGAAAGGAGUGUUUCUUAGCAGAAGGACAGUGUGUUGGGAGAAGGGUAGAAGAAUGUCACUCUUCUCGUCCCACGGGCUCCCUGAGAGGCACUGUUCUUUCCUCUGAUGCCAAUUGUCAUACUUUGAAGCAAGUCCACCUAUCUGUCAUGAGUGCACACACUCAGAAAGUCAGGGUGCCCUGAAUCAGCACUGGUUCACCAUUUUCUCAUUGCCACCUAUGUGGUCCCUCUGCCCGUAGACAUUGUCCCCGGGGUGAAGUUGAGAUGCGGUGCUAGCCGAAUGAGCCCCAAACUAGAGCAAAGGUGCUGUUCUGUGGCAAAGUUGGGUCUUGAGAUUGGGACACGGGGUUCUUGGCUCCAAGCCCAGGUGCUCUGAUGGGGUAGGUUAGGGUGGGGCACCCAGAAAGGUCCUGGAGGUUCUCAUGAAGGUGCUAGGAGGCCACUGCACCCACCUUUCCACCCACACUCAGCAGAUGGGGGUUAUGCUUAAUCACAAAUAAUGCUUGACUUCCUUAUUGUGACUUUUUUUUAAAUAGUGGAGUCCAGUGUGCUCCUGAGUACUGUAUAUGACACUUGACACUUUUGAUAUUUUAUCAUAUUUUUAGAGAAUUAUUUUCUAUGAGCUGUGAGUCAUUUGUUUAAGAACAUUGGUGUUAUUUAGACCAUUCCUGUCAGUCUUCAUUCUAGAUUCCAGUGAGACAGAGGAGUAAAAGGAUACCAACUCACCCUAGAAAUCCUGCUCCGCAAAGGUCUCUAAACUGCCUUAGUUCUCAGAGGGUGUUCCUGCCCAGACAGGAGCCAGUCCCCUGCCGUAUAAUCCAUCAUCCAGUCUGGAUUUUCCAGAUCUGGUAAUGUAAGACUGACACGUUCUUACCAAAGAAACCAUUUCUACCCCAUACAUUUGUUUGUUUGUUUGUUUUUGAAAACCACAGAGGGGGAAGUGACCAGAGUGGGUGUUUGGUGUGGUGGAAUCAGCACAGUAUUUAGAAUUGAUUAGCGGAGGGUCUACAGUGGAUUAGCUGUGGCUUGAGACAGGAGCUUUGCAUCUUUGGGUUUAAGGGGGUUUUGUCUAUAAAAUCAGAACUUGAUCGGGUAAUCAAUCAAUUAAAAACAUAAGCAACAACAAAGCACAACAACGUCCUUGUGCUCAAGUUACAAUGACAAAAGCAUGCCGCUUACAGCAGAAGCUUCCAAAAGUGACCCAUAACUGACCAACUAUUGGCCUGCAUAGCUUUGAUAUUUCUUUAUGUCUAGUAGAUCCCCUAUCUCAGAUAUUUUUUCAGCCAACACCAAAAAGACUUGGUAUCUAAGAAGUCGAGUCCAGCCUCUCGAUCUGACACUUGGAUGGUGUGAGAAGGUGAAGGGCAUGCUCUGCCCUGUGUUUGCAAGUCUGGGUACCCACAGCUCUGCCCAGAGGCAGUGUGCUUGGCCCUGGCUGGUGAAUGUGAAGCCGUGGGUGCCUGCCCUCGCCCCACUGUCUCUACUUCUAUGUAAAUAGGAUUGUUUCCAUCUUCUCCAUGUCAUGGACCAUCCAAGUACCAUGCAAAUCUCUGUGUCUGCUUUGGAUGUGUUUUGAAAGUUGCUCUUUUCAUGGGAAAAAAUAAGUGUACAGUAUAAUAAAAGACAUUGCCUGUGCUGUCUA
This is a messenger RNA of Mesocricetus auratus (golden hamster), 5693 nucleotides long. It is a transcript of the gene Slc6a2, whose product is annotated as solute carrier family 6 member 2. The transcript has 14 exons. The record is from RefSeq and is a predicted model, not a curated record. Lineage: Eukaryota; Metazoa; Chordata; Mammalia; Rodentia; Cricetidae. Gene Ontology annotation, biological process: sodium ion transmembrane transport; dopamine uptake involved in synaptic transmission. Gene Ontology annotation, molecular function: dopamine:sodium symporter activity; norepinephrine:sodium symporter activity; neurotransmitter:sodium symporter activity. Gene Ontology annotation, cellular component: neuronal cell body membrane; neuron projection; plasma membrane. The coding region runs from base 268 to 2121 and encodes 617 amino acids.